AUGUCGUUCAUCACACCGUCCCCACCAGUAUCUCUCCUAGGUAGACAUCGCAUCCUCAGUCCAACAGCAGCCGUUCGCGUCUCACCUCUCUGCCUCGGCGGCAUGAACUUUGGCGAAGCUUGGAAGGCUACUCUCGGCGAAUGUAGCAAAGAGACGGCUUUUGCUAUGCUCGAUUACUUCUAUGAGCAAGGCGGCAAUUUCAUCGAUACCGCUGUCAAUUACCAGUUUGGUGAAAGCGAACAGUGGAUUGGCGAAUGGAUGGAGAAGAGAGAGGUCAGAGACGAGAUGAUACUUGCGACAAAGUUCACUGGUAUGCAGAUCACCGAGAAGGAGAAGGAAGGUGGCACAAGGUGCAAGAGUAAUUACGGAGGCAAUAGCGCGAAGAACAUGUACACGAGCAUUGAGCGGUCGCUAAAGGCGCUGAGAACGAGCUAUGUGGAUAUCUAUUACGUCCACCUCUGGGACUCGACAGUGUCCAUACCAGAGCUGAUGAAUGCGCUCAACGAUCUCGUCACCUCCCGCAAAGUUCUCUACCUCGGCAUCUCUGAUACUCCAGCCUGGAUUGUUGUAAAAGCAAAUUGCUACGCCCGCCAACACGGCCUCCGUCAAUUCUCAAUCUACCAAGGUCGCUGGUCCGCCGCUGACCGUUCAUUCGAGCGUGAGAUCAUCCCAAUGGCACUCGAUGAAGGUAUGGCUUUGGCUCCUUGGGGCACUAUCGGAGGUGGAAGCUUCAAGACGAGGGCGCAAAGAGCAACUCCUGAAGACGGCGGCCGGAAAAUGAAGAUGAUGAUUGUUGGCAACGAAGAGAAGGUCAGCAACGUGCUCGAGGACAUUGCAAAUGCGAAAACACCAGUGCCGCCAAUUACUUCAGUCGCGCUCGCAUACGUCAUGCACAAGUCACCCUACGUCUUCCCUAUCGUCGGUGGCCGCAAAGUUUCGCAUCUCGAAGGCAAUAUCCAUGCUCUUGGUCUAAGUCUGACAUCAGAAGAGAUCGAGCAGAUUGAUGCAGCUUAUGGGUUCGAAAUGGGAUUUCCGCAGAAUUUCCUCAAUCCAGCUAAUUCGGCAAUCGUGGGUCCAGAGAACAAUCGGUUUGCGAACAACAUGGGGUUUCUUGAUCAUGUCAAGUCCCUGAAGCCGAUUCCGCCGCAUCAGGGGGCGUUGGAUGGGAAGCAAUUGUGA
Molecule: messenger RNA, 1179 nt
Organism: Alternaria atra
Lineage: Eukaryota; Fungi; Ascomycota; Dothideomycetes; Pleosporales; Pleosporaceae
Exons: 2
Coding region: 1-1179 (392 amino acids)
Source: RefSeq, a predicted model, not a curated record